Messenger RNA from Plasmodium relictum, 1848 nucleotides. RefSeq names its product conserved Plasmodium protein, unknown function. The coding region runs from base 1 to 1848 and encodes 615 amino acids. The transcript has a single exon. Lineage: Eukaryota; Apicomplexa; Aconoidasida; Haemosporida; Plasmodiidae. The record is from RefSeq and is a predicted model, not a curated record.
AUGAAUCUAUAUGUAAGCUGUUUUUUAUUGAUUUUUUUGUUUUUUCUUCAAAAACUUGCAUCCGGAAAGGGUAACGUUAUAAAAUGGAUUUAUAUUAAGAAUAAAAAAAAAUCCUUUAAUCAUGUUGUGAGGUAUUUUAUUAAAAAUGGAAAUUUUAUUGAAUUAUAUACAAUUCAUAAUGAAUUAAUUAAUUAUGAAACGGAUGAAAGUAAUAAGGAAAAUAAGAAAAAAAUGUUAAAAAGCUAUAAACAAAUUUUCAAGAAUACCUUAAAAAAGGUAAAUUUUAAAUCAUUACCAUUAUAUCUGCUUAAAAUAUUGAAUAAUUAUGAACUUCCAGAUGAAGUCAAUAAUGAUGAAAUUAAAAUGUUAGAAUUAAUAAUGGAAAAGUUAUAUUUUAAAAGUAAAACUCCAUAUAUCAAGCUAAAUAAAACAAAAAAAAGUCAUAGAAAUUUAAAAUAUUUAAACUACUCUAAACAUUUAUUUAAAGAUAUAAUAUAUAAUUUUAUUCCUAAAAAUGCUUCUUUGCAAUAUGCUAAGAAAAUCCUUUUUGAAAAUUCCUCGGAAAAAAAUGAAAAAUUUUUAAAUUAUAACUGUUCAACAGAAAAAGUUUUAAUAGAUAAAUUAAAUAAAAAGAAAGAUACUUGUAUCUAUGUAAAACAAAAUUUAAAAACUUAUUACACACAUGUGCAAUAUAAAAUUGAUGAUAAAAGUGAAAGUAUAUUUGUUAAUAUUUUUCGUCAUUAUAAAUACUUAAUCAAAAAGAGUAAUAAAAUGGAUUUAAAAAAAUAUAAAUUUAAUGAAAACUUUGGUAUAACUAAUAAUUUAUAUUUUAAAUUAAAUAAAAAAUUAGAUGAUGAUUCUUUAGGAGAGUAUAUAGAACAUUUAGAUGAUAAUUAUAAAAUAUUUGCAAAUGAUUUAGUAGAAGAAAUUUUAAAUCUAUAUUUUAAUGAAGAAAUCCAUCAAAAUGAAAAAAAAAAGUUAUCUUUAAAAAAAAAAGAAGCUUAUAAAAUACAAGGAGAAAAAGAUUUCCUUAAUCAAUAUGAAAUCAUUAAAAUUAUAUAUUCUAAAAAUGAUAAAAAAGACAUUUCAGACUCAGAAAAUGGAGAUGGCAUUAAAGAUAUUCAGAUGAAUUAUGAUAGUACUUCAUUGAAUGAAAAUGAAAAUAUUGAGAACAGUUCCAAUAAAGAUUAUAAAAAAAAACAUUAUAAUAGUAAGCUACGAAAUAUAAUAAAUAAUAACAUAAAAAAGGAAGGAAAAAAAAAUAAAUCAUUAGAUGAUGAAGAAGAAAAUGAAAAUGAAGAAGAAAAUGAAAAUGAAGAAGAAAAUGAAAAUGAAGAAGAAAAUGAAAAUGAAGAAGAAAAUGAAAAUGAAAAUGAAGAUGAAGAAAAUGAAAAUGGAGAUGAAGAUAAAGAUAAGGAUAAAGAUGAUGAUGAAAAUAAAUCAAUAAAAGUAAGUAUAGGUGAAGAAAGUGAUAAUUCAGACAAUGGUAUUUUAGAUUCCUCUAGUGUCACAAAUAACACAGAACUAAAUCAAUUAAAUGUAUUAAAAGAUAUAACUUAUCAAGUUAAAAAAGAAAAAAACAUUAGAGAUAUUGAUGAAAUAAAUGAAGAAGAUAUCCCAAGUGUUGCUCAAGAGGAAAGAAAGUUAGAUGAGUUUUAUGAAUAUGAAAAUAAGAUAUUCAAAAAUAUCCGCAAAAAAAAAAAAAAUAUUUAUGCAAUGAUUAAUGAUGACUUAGAUACGUUAUUAAAGCCAGCUCAGAGAGAAUAUAUGAAUGUUGCAAGAAAUAUAAAAAAUAAAUUAUUACAAGAAUAUGAACAAAUUAUUCAAGAAGAUAUAUUAAAUGAAUAA